This is a messenger RNA of Toxorhynchites rutilus septentrionalis, 1025 nucleotides long. RefSeq lists its product as uncharacterized. Lineage: Eukaryota; Metazoa; Arthropoda; Insecta; Diptera; Culicidae. The record is from RefSeq and is a predicted model, not a curated record. The coding region runs from base 149 to 628 and encodes 159 amino acids. The transcript is spliced from 2 exons. Gene Ontology annotation, biological process: regulation of cell cycle. Gene Ontology annotation, cellular component: nucleus; cytoplasm.
ACAUCGCGUCUUGAGUGAGUGAAUUCAAGUGAAAACCACAACAAAAAACGUAUACGCAAACACGCAACAACGUCGCGUGUGACCGCAGCAAACAAAGCUCAAAAUAAUAACCUUGGAUUACGUUACGUCUACUGAACGCAAAGCAACGAUGGUGAUAGCAGCUGAGGAGCAACGGCUGGGUAAGCCGUCGGCGUUUGACUUUGGCGGCGUCGAGAGCGCGACAAUCGGAGUGAUAGCGGAGCGGGCGCUCGUCUUUGCCAAGCUCGAGAACCGUCUGAUAGUGGGACUCUCCGGGGCGGUGGGCAGCCUCGCCGAAACGCCCGACGAGUUUCUGUUUUGCUUCAUGGCGCCACCCAUCCCCGGAGACAGUGCCACCCAUAUGCAGGAGGUGUUACUGCAGGCGUUCUGCUUCGAGCACGAUAUUUACAUUAUCAAGAUUGAUAGCGCAGAGAAGCUGAGCCGUCUGCUGGGCUCCAGCACGAUGCAAUCCUGCGCCCUGAUCCAGAAGAACUGGGUCUCGGACAACCAAACCGAGGUGCUGUCCAAAGUCGAGGAUCAGCUGGUGGACUUCUGCGAAGCGCACUGGGAAUCCCCGGUGAAGCCAAUCGUGAAACUACCGGAAAAGUAAAGUGAAGAACAUUAAUCACCACACAGUGAAUUGGAACAGAUAAUUCAUCUCGGAAAAUCGAAAGCAUUUUCGGAUGCUACGGAUUGAAUCCACAGUUGUGAACAGUGAUAUCUACGUGAGACAGAAAGGGCCGACGGGGCGUUCGGUCAGGGGAAACCCUGUUCUUGCAAAAACGAGGAUUUUCCCGCAGCUCGGAAGUGUGCAACACUUUGUUGUUAUAGUCAUCAUUUUUGUUCGGAAGAUAACCAUAUGCAGUGUGAAAUCAAGCUAGAAAAAAAGAGUGCCAAAAUCGUAGGAAGUAGGAUUUGUUAAUAAGAAUAAUUGAUAUGGGAAGCCUGUGACGGAGAUUGCUUUACAUUAAAGCGCGGUGAAAAUAUAAAGAAAACUAUUGAACAUA